Tarenaya hassleriana is the source of this 1176-nucleotide messenger RNA. RefSeq lists its product as uncharacterized. The transcript has 5 exons. The record is from RefSeq and is a predicted model, not a curated record. Bases 100 to 981 code for a protein of 293 amino acids. Lineage: Eukaryota; Viridiplantae; Streptophyta; Magnoliopsida; Brassicales; Cleomaceae.
CCAAAGCCGCCAAAGCUCUCAGAAGGAACGGGGAGGACAUUUUGGCGGACUCAGGAAGACAGAGAAAAGAGUGUUGAGGAAGAUCUUGAUCCUUUGAUAAUGGCGGAGGAACCCGAAAAGGAGCCGUCUUCAACCUCACAGCAAUCUUCCGGUGACACAAAACCCGAUGAUGCAGACAUUAAAUCCCAGGCUUCAGCGCCUUCUGGGUUUCAAACUUAUCCAAAUGGGGAUUUCCCGAUGUAUCCGGUUUGGUAUCCUUUUCUAGCUCCUGGAAUGAAUCCAACGCAGUACGAGGAACAGACGAACCGAGGAGCUGGCAUCUAUGCGGUCCCUGUCCUUCCUUUUACAGGACAUGUUGCUGGUCUUCCUUCUAAUAACCUUAUCCCGCUUACAUACAAUAUCCCAACCACGAGGUCAAGUAAUGAGGCUGCGACUGGGGGUGAUGAACAUGCACAAGGUGGGCAACAACAACAGGGUCAGCAGCAAGAACCUGCUCAUCAAAGACAAGUCGUUGUAAGGAGAUUCCAGAUAGCGUUCCAGCUUGAUUUAUUUCUCAUACUCAAGCUGGCUGCUGUUAUCUUUUUGUUCAACCAAGAUGGAUCAAGGCAAAGGCUAGCCGUUCUGGUGUUUUUCGCUUCAAUUAUAUACUUAUACCAAACUGGAGCACUUACUCCGUUAGUUCAAUGGCUUUCCCAAGGCAUGCAGAGGGCAGCAGCUGCACCACGGCAUCAAAGACCUGCUCUAAGAGCUGAUAAUGAUCCAGCAGCUGCAAGGCCACAGAACGAUAAUGCUGCUCCGGAAGGACAAGGUAGAGAAGAGAAUGAAGCUCAGCAUGCGGAUAACGGGAACCGAGCAAAUGAGAAUGAGAAUCCAGUUGAAGCAGAAGUGGGAAACCAAUGGUGGGGAAUCGUCAAAGAGAUUCAGAUGAUCGUCUUUGGCUUUAUAACGUCGCUUCUCCCUGGCUUCCACAACUUAGAUUAGACAGAUAGCAACCCUUUUCUUCAUACCUAUCCUUGAGAUUAAAGAAAUGAAAAAUGUCUGGUCUUAGGGUUGAUAUCUUGUUUGAAACAGAGUACAUAAGGUUUACCCUUUGGAACCAAAAUAACAUGUGUACAAUUUGUCAUAUAUCAUACAUGGUAUAUGUGAGUAGCUAUGCCAUUUUCCUUUUGGGAACUU